GUGUGAAAAAAGGCGCGCAGGGAACCGACGCCCAGGCAGCAGCGCGAAGGAGCACCGCCUUCCUGGGCGGAACCCCCAGCGGAAGGUGGGGCCGGGGGCGGGGCCUGCGGCCGCGGGAAUCCCGUUCCUGCCCCUUUCCCCACCCCUCCGAGUGUCGCCAUGGCCCCAGCUCUGCUCCUGGUCCCUGCUGCCCUCGCCUCUUUCAUCCUGGCCUUUGGCACCGGAGUGGAGUUCGUGCGCUUUACCUCUCUUCGGCCACUUCUUGGAGGGCUCCCGGAGCCUGGUGGUCCGGAUGCCCGCCAAGGAUGGCUGGCUGCCCUGCAGGACUGCAGCAUCCUUGCCCCCCUGGCUUGGGAUCUGGGUCUCCUGAUACUAUUUGUGGGGCAGCACAGCCUUAUGGCAACUGAGACAGUGAAGGCGUGGAUGUCUCGAUAUUUUGGGGUCCUUCAGAGGUCACUGUACGUGGCAUGCACUGCCCUAGCCUUGCAGCUGGUGAUGCAGUACUGGAAACCUGUACCCAGAGGCCCUGUGUUGUGGGAGGCUCGGGCUGAGCCAUGGGCCACCUGGGUGCCCCUCCUCUGCUUUGUGCUCCACGUCAUAUCCUGGCUCCUCAUCUUCAGCAUCCUUCUCGUCUUUGACUACGCCGAGCUCAUGGGUCUCAAACAGGUGUACUAUCAUGUGCUGGGGCUGGGUGAACCUCUGGCCCUGAAGUCUCCCCGGGCUCUGAGACUCUUCUCCCACUUGCGCCACCCAGUCUGUGUGGAGCUGCUGACAGUGCUGUGGGUGGUGCCCACCCUGGGCACUGACCGCCUCCUCCUUGCUCUCCUCCUUACACUCUACCUGGGCCUGGCUCACGGACUUGACCAGCAAGACCUCCGCUACCUCCGGGCUCAGUUACAAAGAAAACUCAACCUCCUCUCCCGGCCCCAGGAAGGUGAGGCUGAGUGAAGAGCUCACCUGGUUCCAAGCCCUGCACUUCCUCUCCUUUAACAUACAGGUCCUGACUGCUUCAGACCAGAGGCCCAAGUCUAUGGACUGAAAGGGCUGUCCCUUCCCGUUUUGAGCCUCCACUCCUUGGGCCCAGCUCAUACCCUAAAUUCUGAGUUUCAACCACUGGACUUCAAGAUCUCACCAGCCAGGAAAAGGGGGUGGGAAACAUGUCUUCUCACAGUUUAGGGCUUGAUCCACACCGCUCCCCACCCCACCCCCAAGACCUCCUUAUAAAGGAAGAAGGGUGGGCCUGACCACUUCCCUCCCACUGUUACUUGAUUGUGUGCCUCAGGGAUCCCCUUCUCCUUCAGCUUCCCUUCCUAGGAGCAGGGUCUGCAGGUUUGAUGGUAGUGCCUGCCCCACUGGCUGGCCUAGCCGCCUCCUUAGGCUCUGCCCCUGGGCUCUGUCCUCUAACCUAGUUGAGAGGAUCCUUCCGCUCUUAUGUUCUCCCGAGGAACACGCGCAGCAGAAAAAUAAAAUUCAUACUGUUUUUUCUACAUA
Hyaena hyaena (striped hyena) is the source of this 1491-nucleotide messenger RNA. RefSeq names its product nurim (gene NRM). The transcript is spliced from 4 exons. Lineage: Eukaryota; Metazoa; Chordata; Mammalia; Carnivora; Hyaenidae. Gene Ontology annotation, cellular component: nuclear membrane. The record is from RefSeq and is a predicted model, not a curated record. The coding region runs from base 160 to 948 and encodes 262 amino acids.